AUGGAUGACAAACUUGUUGACUUCGAGAUGGAUGACAAGGAACCUAUUGCGACUGUGCUGCUUACAUAUGCUGUGCUACAGAACACAACCAAUGAUCAUCCUCCUACCUCUAUGUCCCAGGCCACCAGCAACGCCAUGAAGGAACAGCCUUCACAUACCACAAAUGGCUGGUUUGUCUACACUCCUGCAGAUGGCUCCUCCAUUAAUGCUGCCAUCAAUCCUCGACCUGCAAAUCCUGCAUCAUCUGUGCCAGCUUCCUCCUCAGUACCUCUGCCUCCACCUCCACCACCUCUGCUGCCCUUACCAUCUUCCAGCUCAACAUUCCCAACAAUCUCAUCCUGA
Molecule: messenger RNA, 342 nt
Organism: Cyclocybe aegerita
Lineage: Eukaryota; Fungi; Basidiomycota; Agaricomycetes; Agaricales; Hemipholiotaceae
Source: the annotation of a GenBank genome assembly